Mus musculus (house mouse) is the source of this 4284-nucleotide messenger RNA. RefSeq names its product thyroid peroxidase (gene Tpo). Gene Ontology annotation, molecular function: calcium ion binding; iodide peroxidase activity; heme binding. The coding region runs from base 449 to 3196 and encodes 915 amino acids. The record is from RefSeq and is a predicted model, not a curated record. Gene Ontology annotation, biological process: thyroid hormone generation; cellular oxidant detoxification; response to oxidative stress. NCBI's taxonomy places the organism in Eukaryota, Metazoa, Chordata, Mammalia, Rodentia, Muridae. Gene Ontology annotation, cellular component: membrane. The transcript is spliced from 17 exons.
AUAUAGAUCAAGUAUGAGGAGGUCAGAGGGAGAGAACUGGUGGAGGGGAGGCCUUUCUAGGAUGAACUUGAAACGUUGGACAAGAGAAACUCCCAGGAACCUAUGGGGGUGACCCUAGCUAAGACUCCUAGCAAUAAGGGAUAUGGAACCUCUCUGUCUUUCUAGGUCAGGGGGACUGAAUGUCCUCUAGGAGUGGCACUUUUUUCCUGACCACCCAGGACACACAAGCACUUGGCAGAAACACAAUACUAAACAAACAUAGAAUGGAGCCACUCCCACCAGAAGCUUGAGUGGGCAUCAGAGCACAGAGUCCAUUUAUACAGGGAGAUCAAGUCCCCAGAAAAUCAUCCAGAUUCACAUUUCAGAAGUUAAGACCACAGAGAACACACCCAGCGGUGCACAUCCUGCUUCUUCCGCUGCUGAGAAAAGGAAAACGUUCAGCUCUAGAAUGAGAACACUUGGAGCUAUGGCAAUAAUGCUGGUGGUUAUGGGAACUGUAAUUUUCCUCUCUUUUAUCCUGAGAAGCAGAGACAUCUUGUGUGGGAAGACCAUGAAGUCCCAUGUUAUCAGUGCUGUGGAAACGAGCCAGCUCAUGGUGGACCAUGCAGUCUACAACACCAUGAAAAGAAACCUCAAGAAAAGGGAAGUCCUUUCUCCAGCCCAGCUUCUCUCUUUCUUUAAGCUGCCCGAGUCCACCAGUGGGGCUAUUUCCCGAGCAGCAGAGAUUAUGGAAACAUCAAUACAAGUCAUGAAACGUGAACAGUCACAGUUCUCCACGGAUGCCUUAUCAGCAGACAUUCUGGGCACAAUUGCCAACCUGUCAGGAUGCUUGCCUUUCAUGCUGCCACCAAGAUGUCCUGACACCUGCCUGGCAAAUAAGUACCGGCCCAUCACAGGGGCGUGCAACAAUAGAGAUCACCCCAGAUGGGGAGCCUCCAACACAGCCCUAGCAAGAUGGCUGCCUCCUGUCUAUGAAGAUGGCUUCAGUCAGCCCAAAGGCUGGAACCCUAAUUUCUUAUACCACGGCUUCCCACUGCCCCCGGUACGGGAAGUGACAAGGCACCUCAUUCAAGUUUCCAAUGAGGCUGUGACCGAAGAUGACCAGUACUCUGAUUUUCUGCCGGUGUGGGGACAGUACAUCGAUCAUGACAUUGCUCUCACACCACAGAGCACUAGCACAGCAGCCUUCUGGGGAGGUGUCGACUGCCAGCUGACCUGUGAGAACCAAAAUCCUUGCUUCCCCAUACAGCUUCCCUCAAACUCCUCAGGGACCACUGCAUGCCUGCCUUUCUACCGCUCCUCCGCCGCUUGUGGCACUGGGGACCAAGGUGCUCUCUUUGGCAACCUGUCUGCAGCCAAUCCGAGGCAGCAGAUGAAUGGCUUGACCUCCUUCCUUGAUGCUUCCACUGUGUACGGCAGCUCCCCUGGCGUUGAGAAGCAGCUGCGCAACUGGAGCAGCUCGGCAGGACUGCUGCGUGUCAACACUCUCCACCUAGAUGCUGGCCGUGCCUACCUGCCCUUCGCAACAGCCGCCUGCGCUCCAGAGCCUGGUACCCCACGCACCAACCGCACGCCCUGCUUCCUGGCUGGAGACGGUCGCGCCAGUGAGGUCCCUGCCCUGGCAGCGGUACACACCUUGUGGCUGCGCGAGCACAACCGCCUGGCUUCGGCCUUCAAGGCCAUUAACAAGCACUGGAGCGCCAACACUGCCUACCAGGAGGCGCGCAAGGUGGUAGGGGCACUGCACCAGAUCAUCACCAUGAGGGAUUAUAUCCCCAAAAUCCUGGGUCCUGAUGCCUUCAGGCAGUAUGUGGGCCCCUAUGAAGGCUACAACCCCACUGUGAACCCUACUGUGUCCAACAUCUUCUCCACUGCUGCCUUUCGCUUUGGCCAUGCCACAGUCCAUCCACUGGUGAGACGGCUAAACACUGACUUCCAGGAGCACACAGAGCUCCCCAGGUUGCAGCUGCGUGAUGUCUUCUUCAGACCCUGGAGGCUUAUCCAGGAAGGUGGUUUGGAUCCGAUAGUGAGAGGCCUCCUGGCGAGAGCAGCCAAGCUGCAAGUCCAAGGGCAGCUGAUGAAUGAGGAGCUGACCGAGAGGCUCUUCGUGCUGUCUAACGUGGGCACCUUGGAUCUGGCAUCACUGAACUUGCAGAGGGGCCGGGAUCAUGGCUUACCAGACUACAAUGAAUGGAGAGAGUUCUGUGGCUUGUCACGCCUGGAGACACCAGCUGAGCUGAACAAGGCCAUUGCCAACAGAAGCAUGGUCAACAAGAUAAUGGACUUAUACAAGCAUGCUGACAACAUUGACGUCUGGUUGGGAGGCUUGGCUGAAAAGUUCUUGCCGGGGGCCCGCACUGGUCCUCUGUUUGCAUGUAUCAUUGGGAAGCAGAUGAAGGCUCUGAGGGAUGGGGACAGGUUUUGGUGGGAGAACACCAAUGUCUUCACAGACGCUCAGAGGCAGGAACUAGAAAAGCAUUCACUACCUCGGGUCAUCUGUGACAACACUGGACUCACCAGAGUACCUGUGGAUGCCUUCCGUAUUGGAAAGUUCCCCCAAGACUUUGAAUCCUGUGAGGACAUCCCGAGCAUGGACCUUGAACUAUGGAGGGAGACCUUCCCACAAGAUGACAAGUGUGUCUUCCCAGAGGAGGUGGACAAUGGGAACUUUGUGCACUGUGAAGAGUCUGGGAAGCUGGUGCUUGUAUACUCCUGUUUCCAUGGAUACAAGCUGCAGGGCCAGGAGCAGGUCACAUGUACCCAGAAGGGAUGGGACUCCGAACCUCCUGUCUGUAAAGAUGUUAAUGAGUGUGCAGAUCUGACACACCCACCUUGCCACCCCUCUGCACAGUGCAAGAACACCAAGGGAAGCUUCCAGUGUGUGUGCACAGACCCCUAUGUGCUAGGUGAGGAUGAGAAGACCUGCAUAGAUUCUGGCAGGCUACCUCGGGCAUCCUGGGUCUCCAUUGCACUGGGUGCACUUCUCAUUGGUGGUUUGGCCAGUCUCACCUGGAUAGUAAUUUGCAGGUGGACACAUGCUGAUAAGAAAGCCACAUUGCCGAUCACAGAGAGAGUGACCACCCAGUCAGGAUGCAGAAAGAGUCAGGGGAGGGGGAUUUCACCACACAAGGCCGCAGCUCAAGACACUGGACAGUCCCUACCUGUCCCAGCAGAUUUCCAAUCAACUGAAGACUGAAAACUGCUCUGAAUCAAACCCGUGAGUCCUGGAAGUGCUGAAAGCAGAUGUAGACGGCUUCAGAUGUUUUUGAUGAAUUUCCAAUCAGCCUGUUCCCCUGGCUUGAUCCAGCACUUCCAGACUGCUCCAAAGCUGCCUGUACUUAGUUAGCUAUUCCCAAGCGGUCCCGCAGAACCCGGGCAGUGAGCAGAACAGAUGGCCCAGGCCUGCCCUCCUCUCUUCCUCCCUACAAUUCCAACAGUGGCUUAAUUUCAGCCAAGAAGCAGUUACAGAAGAGAUUCCCUCGCCUCUUAUCAUCAUCAUCAUCAACAACAACCCUCAAAUGUCAAAUCCCAAAGAAACCCCAGGACAAAUGGUUACAGUGAGGGUUGGGGUGUCUAUUAGCACCAAAGCACAUGCUGGCCUCAAUGCUCUCAGCUUCACAAGUGACUGUCACAGAGUCUCUGCAGGUAGCCUUGUUCUCCUCAGCUCUUCUCCCCCUACCACCUACCCUGAUCUUCUUCAGCUCAUUAGCUUCCCUUCCCCCACCUUCUCACCACCUCACUUCUAUCUAACCCUGAUACUUUGGCCAUGUUCCCUCUGACUCUUGGUCUUCCUCUCCCAACCCCCCUUCAUAGCCUGGUUCAUUCUCCUGACCAUGUCCAGUCUACUCCUUUCUCGCUGCUCUAGACUCUUGCACAUACCUCUUGCUGUGCUCUCCCUCCGAUUUACAAUAAAAACCUUCCUUUGAAACAUACCUUGACAUAGUCAUACUCUUCCUUUAUGCAUUUGGUGCUGAACGCCCCCCCCCACCCUUUGUCAGGUGUAAAAGAUAUGUACAAACCCAGUUUUGAAACUACAUGCAAAUAUUUCAACAUUUACUUCAAUAUUAUCUGAGUUGUUACUUGGAGGAAGUAAAAAAGAUUUUUCAAUUUGCUUUUUAAAAUAAAAUGGCUAAAGGGGCUGGAGAGACAGCUUAGCCAUUAGGAAUGCUUGCUGCUCUUCUAGAAUAGCAUAGUUUCCAGUAUAGACAAGAGGCUGCUCACAAAUGCCGGUGACUCCAGGUCCAAGAGAUCAUAGUCUUUUUUACAGCCUCUGCAGCUAUGCAC